Molecule: messenger RNA, 2916 nt
Organism: Sugiyamaella lignohabitans
Lineage: Eukaryota; Fungi; Ascomycota; Dipodascomycetes; Dipodascales; Trichomonascaceae
Gene: GAC1
Product: protein phosphatase regulator GAC1
Exons: 1
Coding region: 1-2916 (971 amino acids)
Biological process (GO): regulation of glycogen biosynthetic process
Cellular component (GO): protein phosphatase type 1 complex
Molecular function (GO): glycogen binding; protein phosphatase 1 binding
Source: RefSeq, a predicted model, not a curated record
AUGAUUAUGCUUUCUCGACCAAGCCCAGUGGAUUCUCCGGCUUCGGGUUCGCCCUCGACGUCGCCAUCUCCUGCUUCUUCUUCACAACAAUCUGGUUCUGCAUCUUCAACGGCGUCGGCUAAUCCUCGAUCUGAAAUAUCUAAACUUCGAUCCCAAAGUCAAAGCCCUCUACAAAAAUCUCAAUCUGGAAGUGCAUUAUCCAGUUUGAUUGAACAGCAUAAUAACCACCAUCAUCAUCAUAUCCCUGUGUAUACCCCUGGUCAGCAUAGUGAGCUAUCAACUGCCUUUCUGCAUAAACAAAAACGAGGUGGAAACGUUCGCAAGCAUGGUGAUGUGAUUGCUAUCGACCGGCCACUGGCGUCAUCGACACACUCGACGUCUCCGCCUACUUCACCAAAUUCAAUUACCACUUCUGCAUCUAUCAGUUCUCCAACUGGCUCUAUCACCAGCCCAUUAGGUUCACCAGCCGCCGCUACCUCGACUUCUGCUCCUUCUGUUACUACUACUGGUGUUACUACUGGUGCUACAACUUCUGGCCCAGUUGGUUCUGUUGCCGCUCCUGCUUCUCCAAUUUCACCCACUUCACAACUUGCAUCUAUCAAUUCUAAACCAUUUAUGCAAUUGGUUCCCGACUAUGUGACUUCGAGCUCGCCUGGAUUCUCGCCUGUUAAUGACAGCAAUGACUCUGACAAUAUCACUAUCAAGGCAUCUCCUAGCACUUCGGAAGAUGACGACGACGAUUCGCCAGAAGCUAACCAACGUCGUCAACAAAAGAUGAUUCGCAAGAAAUCCGGUGAGCUCGUUAAAUCGUCGCUAAAACUGCCCUCGCUGCUUAGAACUCAGAGUAUGCCCAUUAAAAUGGUCCAUUUCGACUCUAAAUUAGAACAUGUUAGAAAGUUUUUCCGUCGUGAACGUCCUACUGCUGUUUCUUCUGGUUCAACUACCCCAGUCAAGGAAAAAGUGUCAUUCCAAUGGGCUAGUGGAAGUAGUACUAGUGAUAGCGAGACCGACAGCGAUUAUAGUAGCGAUAGCGAGGAAGAAGAUGACGGGUUGGAUGGUGAUGCUUCGGAAGACGACGAUAUCGAGACUAUUCGCGGAGCAGUGGCAUCUCAUCGCCGGUCAAUUGCUGGUAGUAUCAGUGGUGCUCCAAAGAAACACCUUCGUCACCACCAGAAAAAGAUCUGGCAGAUUGCAUUGCCCAAUUUCAACUCGGAAAACUCGAACCAAUCGGAUAAAAUGGUUUAUCUCGACUCGGUAUUCCUUUCUUCCGAUAACAACAAUCUGAUUGGUCAUAUCUGUGUAAAGAACGUAUCGUACCGCAAGAACGUGUCUGUUCGAUACACGGUAGAUUUCUGGAAAUCGGUUACUGAUGUUGUUGCCGAUUAUAAUGGAGAUGUUCGUCGUAAAACUCUUCGUUCGGGAUAUGACCGAUUCACAUUUUCCAUUCGUCUUGCUGACCUUCCUCAGGCUGCCUUGACUUCCAAUUCCAUGUUCUUCUGUGUUCGUUACCAGUCAGAUGACGGUGAUUUCUGGGAUAAUAAUAAUUCAUUGAACUAUGAAGUUUUGCUGACCAGAGUACCUAAGCACGCUGCUGACCAUACUAGUUCUGGUACUGUCAAGCCUGCCAAGACUCAUACUAAACAACAGCCAACAAUGCUUGAUGAUGAUAUGGAUGAGAUUGACAAGACGACGUUCAAAUCAGCACCUCGUCAAGCAUCUUCGUACUUUAUGUACCAACCCAACCAACCAGCUGCCACCAACGCAGCACCUCAUCAUGGCCGAAAUGGCGGUCUGAAGCAUCACCACCGUCGUAACAAGACAGACCCAUCGCCUGAUUUCCUGUACGACAACGAUUUCGACCAUCAUCAUUCGGUAGAGGAUACCGCCGACCUGUUUGACGGACUGACUGUGGGUCCAAAACAGGAUGCCACUAGGGCCACUGGCAAUGUUUCCAAGACUGGUUCUUAUAACAGCAGUGGCACUGGCAGUUUUGGUAACAGCGGCAACUCGUUUGGUUCCAGCAACAACAAACCAAGUAUUAGCAACAGCUUUGGAGGCGCUUCUAACUUUUCACCUACUAAAAAGUCGAAUGGUUUGACUUCGCGAUACUCGUUUGGUGCCUCGUUGAAUGCAGCCCUUGCUCGUAACAACAUGACAGGCCGUCGGUCUUCUUAUGAUGUUGAUGGAGAAGCUGAUGAAGAAGUUACUACAUCCGAGUCUACUUCGGAUGACGAGUCAACUGAUACUACUCCUGUUGAUAGUUCGAACCUCAGCACCCCUCAAUUGCGAUCAUUUAUUUUCCCCAAAACCAAUCCUCGCAAUUCGAUGCUUAUACGACCCCAUUCAUCCACCGAUGUCACUGACGAAUCUUCACGGCCUGCUUGGGAUUCCUUGUCGUAUAAAGACAUCAUCAACAAGUACUGUUUCUUCCAAGACACACCGGUCAGCAACUCCAGCUCCAUUACUCCUACCGGAACAUCUGCUGCUAGCAACAAGAACACUGCUGCUGCUACUGGUCAAACUGGUAAAAAGUCUUCAACCAUGGUACACAAUCAUCACCACCAUUCACACAGCAUGCUGCCACAUCAUCAUCAAAGCCACCCACGACCUGCUGGCAGUUACAUUCCUUCACCCAUGACGACAUCACCCGCACUGAUUCCCCAGUCAUUUACACCCCCUAUUGUGCCGCAGUCGACCAGUGUGUACUCGGCACAAAAUGCAUCUUCCUCACCACUGCUAGCAGCCGCCGCCGCUACACUGGCACUUAAUUCGCCUCCUGAGUCGUCGUCGUCCACGCCCUCAGGAAGCUUCUCACCCUCGCCAACCGACACACCAGGAUCUCCUGGCGAGUCCUCCUCUGACACUCUGUUAGACGUGUCGGAACCACGCAAAAUAUGGCACUCAGUUGAAGUGUAA